AGGCGGCAGUCUCGGAAACAGCCUCGCUCCUGGGGGCCUUCCACACCCGCCACCUGCGCGGUGCCCUUACUCAAGAUGGCUGCCCGACGGCUGUUGCGUCACGUGGUGGCCUCGGCGCUCUGCCCUCCGUGCGCCACGUGACCCCCGCGGGGCUCUGUGCGAGGAGGCCACGUGGGCGUCGGGCUGAAUAGAUGUGGAAGUCAAAUUCAUCAUGGCUCAGAAGAGGAGCUCAGGUGGGCAGCCAUUCCUGCUGAUGAUGAUCAUUGCUGUGGCCUUUGCACAUUUAACUGUCUGCCCAUUUACAAAAGUGGAGGAGAGCUUUAAUCUGCAAGCAAUCCAUGACAUUGUGUACCACAGACUGGACUUGGAUAAGUAUGAUCACCAUGAAUUUCCUGGAGUUGUCCCAAGAACGUUCCUUGGACCAAUUUUUAUUGCUGCACUUUCCAGCCCAGCUAUAUAUGUACUGUCUAUGUUGCAAAUGUCCAAGUUUUACUCCCAGUUGAUAGUUAGAGCAAGCUUGGGGCUUACUGUGAUUUAUGCACUAUGGAAGUUACAGAAAGAAGUUAGAAAGCAGUUUGGAUCAACUGCAUCAACCAUCUUCUGUCUUAUAACUGUUACUCAGUUUCAUCUGAUGUUUUACUGCACUAGAACUCUUCCCAAUGUGUUUGCACUUCCUCUUGUUCUGCUGGCACUUAUGUUCUGGAUACAACAAAAACAUGGGCUCUUUAUCUGGUUCUCAGCAUUGGCAAUUAUUGUCUUCAGAUCAGAGCUCUGUAUAUUCUUAGGCCUCAUGCUUCUGGUGACAUUAUUAAGUAAAAGACUCUCUAUUUUGAAGAUGCUUUCCCAUGCUAUCCUAGCUGGAGUGUUUUGGUUGGGACUAACGAUUGCUGUGGACUCUGUUUUCUGGGGACAGCUUCUGUGGCCUGAAGGGAAAGUGCUUUGGUAUAAUACAAUUUUAAAUAAAAGUUCCAGCUGGGGAACUUCCCCCUUCUUGUGGUACUUCUAUUCAGCCCUACCUCGUGCUUUGGGAUGUAGCGUUAUAUUUGUACCUCUAGGUGCAACCGACAAAAGGACUCGGGUAUUACUUUUGCCAACACUGGGUUUUAUUUUCUUGUAUUCAUUUCUCCCGCACAAAGAGCUGCGUUUUAUCAUAUACACUUUCCCUGUCUUCAACAUUGUGGCUGCCAAAGGUUGCUCAAGAAUUCUGAAUAACUACAAGAAAUCCUGUCUUUAUAAACUAGGAUCUCUGUUUGUUAUAACACAUCUUCUAGUUAAUUGUGCUUAUUCAGGAGCAUCAUUAUAUGUUUCACAUUUCAACUACCCUGGAGGAGUAGCAAUACAGAAAUUACAUGAGUUUGUGCCUUCAACAGCAGAUGUCUCUGUUCAUAUUGAUGUGACUGCUGCACAAACUGGGGUUUCUCGAUUUUUAGAAAUCAACCCGAAUUGGAGAUAUGACAAAAGGGAAGAUGUUAAACCAGGGGACCAGCUGAUGUUCUCUUAUACACACAUACUGAUGGAAAUGGACCCUAUUCGAAUAUCACAUUACAAGACUACCCACAGGCCACUGGUGAACAUAUCUGGCAUUGGUAAAAUCGUGUUGAACCUUACAGCACUACCUCCUUUUACUUUAAAUUUAAAACCAAAAUUAACACUGUUGGAAAAACUCCAUGUCUCUUCUUGAUCGGAGAUUUUUAAAUGUCUUUUGACUUAACUGUUGAUGACUGAGUAACUUCCAAGACAACCUUGUUUUGCCAUUCUAGCAAUACUGUUCAGUAGCUGUGGGGAAAAAAAGAAAACAAUCUUUGUACUGGUUAGUAUUUGCCUCCAUUCUUUAUUUCUCAUAUAAAUAUUGCAGUGUUCCAACGCUGUAUGUAAAUCCCGUCCAAACCAUUGCUGAGCUAUGUUGUACCUACCAUCUUCUUUGAAGCACAUGUAACAAGCUCAGCACUGUUAAAUACAUUCUGCACGUUUGAUUUGGAUAGUUGCUUGUUUCACUUUGAAAUGUGUAUAUGUUCUAAGUGAAUUGUAUGAAAUAGGUACAUGCUACUGAGGUAUUUUUUAUAUGCAAGUCCUCUGUGGUGGUUGGGGAUUUUCUGUAUAAAGAGUGAUUUCUUCCUUCCAAAGGAUUAAGUUGAAAAGAGAAGCUUUAAUAAUAUAAUUUUGUACUGCAGCAAAGCCAUAUUCAUUGUAGCUUAAUCACUAUCCAUAAUUGUGCCCUACAGGCUGGUGAACUAAUUAAAGUUAAAAAAAUCCAUUUGAAGAGCAGUUGCACCUUUUGGCAAGCACCAUCUCUUAUCUGAGUUGAGUGUCACAGGAUGGUUCAUCAUCAUAUCUUCACUGUAGAAAUAAAUAAAAAGGGUAACUUGGCUUUUGGAGGAAAACGUUAGGCAUUCAAUUUUUUUUUUUAGUAGCCUCUUAUUUUCCAAUACAAGGAAACAGUCUUGACCUGUAAUAUACACGUUUAGCUGUAAAGUAUUCCUUUUAAUAAGCUUAAGAGAACAUCUCAUUGUGAAUAAAUCAAAAAGGAAUUAAGUUGUCUGGGAAGACUGUGAAAGGUGAUGUUGCAGAUAGUAUUUCAGAGACAAAUGGACUGUAUUCUACAGAAAUGGUUAUUUGUCCUUAUGCCUAGAGGUUAUGCGUUAAGACUGAUUCACUUUGCUUUCUUCUGACUGAGAUAUUUUGUUGUGUAAGCUCUUGAUCAAAAUCAACACUGAGUACUCAUUCUCCUUAAUUAAAAGAGUUUACUGAAGUAAACAACUUAAGCUAUG
Messenger RNA from Alligator mississippiensis (American alligator), 2768 nucleotides. RefSeq names its product ALG12 alpha-1,6-mannosyltransferase (gene ALG12). The transcript is spliced from 10 exons. Gene Ontology annotation, molecular function: alpha-1,6-mannosyltransferase activity. Gene Ontology annotation, cellular component: endoplasmic reticulum membrane. The coding region runs from base 212 to 1681 and encodes 489 amino acids. Gene Ontology annotation, biological process: protein N-linked glycosylation. The record is from RefSeq and is a predicted model, not a curated record. NCBI's taxonomy places the organism in Eukaryota, Metazoa, Chordata, Crocodylia, Alligatoridae.